GGAAGUCGCACGUAGCAGUUGUGAUCGAAAGUGAAACUGAUUUCUUAUAAAAUUUUUUUAUAAUUUUUAUAUUAAAAGUGAAAUUAAAUUAUUAAAAAUAAAACAAAUUAUUUUGUUUUAUAAGUUUAAGAAAUGAAGUGUUUUGUUCUAUUGGCACUUUGCCUUACUGCCGUUGCAGCAGAUAAUUUGGAAGGAAGUAAACGAAGAGAUUUUAAUACUUUACAUUAUUCCCAACAUCAACAAACUGUUGAUGAGGCCAGGAGGCAGCUUGGUGUGAACUAUGAUGGUCAACAACAAGCAUCUUUUGAGGAAGUUGGACAUUAUGGUGGUGUUGGUACUGUCGGCUUAAGUGGUGCUGAAUUAGGUUCAACUUCAUCACUUUCUGGUGGUUUGUCCAGCGGUCUUUCCAGCAGUCUAUCUAGUGGUCUUUCCAGCGGUCUCUCCAGCAGUCUUUCUAGUGGUCACUCCAGCGGUCUUUCAAGUGGACUUUCAACUGGUUACUCAAGUGGUCUUUCAAGCGGUCUCACAAGUGGUUCGUCAUUCGGUUACAAUCAAAAUGCCAAUUUUGGUUUGUCAUCAUCAUCAUCACUUGGUUCAAGUUCCAGUUUGCUUAAUAGCGGUGGCGCAUCUGUUGUUGUACCUGUAUCAGGUGGCAGUUCUACAUCAAGCGUUUCAGAACAAACCGAAAAUAUAGUUUCACAUAGUGCACCACAAUUAAUAAGCACUGGUGGUUCUACAGGAGGUCACGAAAGUCUAUUGCAUCAUGAGGAACACAUCAGUAGUGCUGCACCACAAUAUAUUUACAGCGCACCAUCUAGCGGUGCUGAAAAAUACUAUCAUCACGAAGAGCGCUUAAUAAGCAAACCACAAGCACAAAUUGUAUACACAGUACCAUCAAGCGGUGCAGAGAAAUAUGUACAUCAUGAAGAACGUACAGUUAAUCAACCUGCACAAAUUGUACAAAUCACUGCACCAUCCGGUGGUUCCGAAAAAUAUAUACAUUACCGUGAAGAAGUCAAGAAGGCACAACCUAUUCAAUAUUACGUACAACCAUCUGGUGGUCAUGAAUCAUAUGUGAAAUACAAUAAAAUCACCUCUACAGCUAGUCAGCCACAAGUUAUUGUUUCACCAUCAAGUGGUUCACACUCAUCAUUGAUCCAACAUACAAGCUCCACUAACACUGGCUCAAACCUUGGUGCUUUACUUAGUGGUGGACUUCAAAGUUCUUCCAAUCUUAACAGUUAUGGUAACUUAAAUAGCGGCUUUGUAGGUGGCUCUCAUGGUGCAUUCACUUCUGGUACUUCAAGUUCAUUAACUAAUCAAAUGGCUACCACUGGUUCCACUUCCUCCAACCUAAAUUCAUUCGGCAAUUACGGCUAUGGUGGCAGCAAUUCCCUCACCAGUGGACAACUCACAAGUGGCAAUUCACUUGGUUUGGGCAGUCAGUUGAGCAGUGGUCUUUCACAUGGUAACCUUCUUCAGAGCAAUACCGGUUUUACUCAGGGUUCAUCACUACACAGCGGUUCCUCUCUUGGUUUACAAUCUUCACUUGGCUUAGGUUUUGGUGGUAGCUCUGGAUUGCAUCAAUAUAUGACUGAAUCUGAACGUUUGGCCAAACUACAAUCACAAGGUGUUAGCGUUGGUGGUGUUGCUACAGGUGGCAGCCAAACUGCCAAUGUGUUGAAUAGCGGUUCUGUUGGCAAUACUGGUUUUGGUGGACUUGGUGCUGGUUAUGGUGGUAGCGGUUACAAGACCAAAUCAUGGGAGAAGGCUUCUAAAUGGUCAUCGCAAUCAGAAUUCGGCUCCGAUGGACAAGUUAAGAAUUUCAAGGAAUUGUCAACAGGUGAAAGUGAAUCAUAUGAUAUCAAUGGCAAACGCACUGGCUACAAAGCUGCUACCACCACACUCGACGAUAAUGGCAAAUUGAGCAGCUACAGCUUGCAUACGUAAACCAAUAGAAUAAAUUUAAUUUGAAUAUUUUGGAAUUCUAAAAAUAAAAGAAAUCUUUUUGUCUUAGCAAUUAUUGAAUUGCAUAAUAAAAAUAAAAAAACAUAAUAAAA
Teleopsis dalmanni is the source of this 2060-nucleotide messenger RNA. RefSeq lists its product as uncharacterized. NCBI's taxonomy places the organism in Eukaryota, Metazoa, Arthropoda, Insecta, Diptera, Diopsidae. Bases 133 to 1950 code for a protein of 605 amino acids. The transcript is spliced from 8 exons. The record is from RefSeq and is a predicted model, not a curated record.